Messenger RNA from Chondrus crispus (carragheen), 1284 nucleotides. Its product is annotated as Peptide chain release factor RF1, mitochondrial. Gene Ontology annotation, molecular function: translation release factor activity. Lineage: Eukaryota; Rhodophyta; Florideophyceae; Gigartinales; Gigartinaceae. The transcript has a single exon. Bases 1 to 1284 code for a protein of 427 amino acids. The record is from RefSeq and is a predicted model, not a curated record. Gene Ontology annotation, biological process: translational termination.
AUGCGUGCCUUCCGCCUCCUACAUCCCCGCCGGCUACGCCCCCUCUGCACCUACGCCGCCGCCCCUCCUUCCACCCCCUCCCUCCUUUCCGAUCCGGACCUCCUCUCCCUUCACACGCGUCUCCUCCCGCUCGCCCUCUCGCGCCUCCCUGCCGCCACCUCCCCGCCCAACCCCCUAACGCACCUAACCGCCACCUCCGCCUCCCUCGCCACGGAGCUGUCCGACCUGCUCGCCAUCCAAGCCGAUCCCUCCUCAGACCCCGACCUCCUCCACCUCGCGCGCGACGAGCUCGCCACCCUCUCCAAGCGCCGCGCCUCGCACGCCGCCACCCUCCUCACGCACCUGCUCCUGCUGCACCACAUCUCCCCGCCCCCCACGCCCUCGCUCCUCCUCGAGAUCCGCGCGGGCACGGGCGGCCAGGAGGCCGCCCUCUUCGUGGCCGACCUGCUCACCAUGUACACCCGCCUCACGCACCGCCUGCGCUGCCCUCUGCAAGAGCUCUCCCGCUCGCCCUCCCCGCGCGCCGGCCUUCGGCAGGUCAUCCUGCGCCUGCGCCCCUCCCCCGCCGUCUUCCGCCUGCUCGCGGCCGAGGCCGGCGUGCACCGCGUGCAGCGCGUCCCGGCCACCGAGACCCAGGGUCGCCUGCACACCAGCACCGCCUCCGUUGCCGUCCUCCCGGAGCACGCGCACACCUUCGCCGCGGCCCGCCUCGACGAGCGCGACGUCAAGGUCGACGUCUACCGCGCCUCCGGCGCCGGCGGGCAGCACGUCAACAAGACCGAGUCCGCCGUCCGCGUCACGCACGUCCCCACCGGGCUCGUCGCCACCAGCCAGGAGGACCGCUCGCAGCACCGCAACCGCGCGCUCGCCAUGGCCGAGCUGGGCGCCCGGCUGGCCGCAAAGGCCGCUGGCGAGCUCGCCGCCGAGCGCACGGCCGAGCGCAGGGCGCAAUUGGGCGCCACCGCGGGGGAGAGGAGCGACCGCAUACGGACGUACAACUGGCCGCAGAGCAGGGUGACCGACCAUCGGAUCGUGCCGCACCGCGACGUGCUCGCGCUCAUGCCGUCUGCCAAGGAUGUGCUGGGGGAGAAGAGCGCGCCGCUGGCGGAGGUGGUCGCAGGCGGGGCGGCAUUGGAGCGUGUCAUGGAGGCUGUCGGCAGGGCGAGGGAUAUGGACAUGCUGCGGGAGCUCGUGGUUCUCGCGGACCAGGUUGGGGUGCGGGAGCAAGGCGGGCGGCAAGGCGGGCACAGAAAGGGGCACAAGCGAAGAAGGGCGGCGGCGUAG